GUGCCGUCAGUCUUCUGCUGGUGCCGGCGGAGGGGGGUGCGUGUGCCGGGGGUGGACGGCGCGCCGCGUGCUGCCAUGGAGGAGGAGCUGCGCUGCCCCGUCUGCCAGCAGAUCUACAGCAAUCCGGUGCUGCUGCCAUGCGGUCACGCCAUGUGUCUGAACUGUGCGCUGCAGCGCCAGUGUCCGCCGUCCGCGGUCACCGCGCGGCCCGACCCGGACGAGUCGGACACCUCGGGCUCAGACGUGGACAAACUAUCCGUGGCCAGUGAGACGGACAGUGGUGUGGUGUGCGGAAGCGGCGGCAGCCGGCCCGCCUCCUACCUGGGAUCGCCCGAACCGGCCGCGCUCGCCCUGCUCUGUCGCAAGUGCGGCAAACACGUCUACUUUGACGAGCACGGCGCGUACAACCUGCCGCGCUACCGCACCCUGCAGAAAGUCGUGGACCGGUACGUCGAGGCUAAGGACGUAGUGCUCAAGUGUCAGUUGUGCGAGUCGAGCCCGCGCGACGCGGCCGUUCUCUGUGAGCAGUGCGAGGUGCUCUACUGCGAGCCGUGCCGGGAGCGAUGUCACCCCAGCCGCGGUCCCCUGGCGCAGCACCGUCUAACCGAGCCGCGGGCGGGCCGCGGCGGCGCUCCGUCGGCCAGCGCGCGCCACCCGGUGCCCUGCAGCUGCUCCGACCACCCCGGCCAGCCGCUGGUCAACUACUGCGUCGACUGUAAGCUGGCCGUGUGUAACAGCUGCGUGCAGGACGGCAAGCACCGCGGCCACGAGCUCCAAUCCCUGGCCGUCAUCGCCAAGGCACACAAGACGGACCUGUCGUUUCACCUGCAGCAGCUGACAGAGCGAGCCAAGUCGGCCGCCGACUACAUCCACCAGCUGAAGGGGCUCGCCGACGUGGUCACGGACAACUGCGCCGAGUUCGAGGCCACGGUAUCUGAGCGGUGUGACGAGCUGAUGGAGUUGAUCCAGCAGAGGCGCCAUCAGCUGAUCCAGUACCUGCACAGCACGCGAGACGACAAGAUCAGGAGCGUCAAACAGCAGGUGUCACAGGCGACCGUUCGGCUUCAGCAGACGAACGGUCUUCUAAUGUUCUGUAUAGAGGCGCUGAAGGAGCGUGACGAUAGCGCAUUCCUGCAGAUCAGCCAGAUGCUGACCCACCGAGUGGCCUCGUAUGACCUGAUGUGGGGUCGCGACAUCACCGACCAGCCAAUCAACCCCGACCUGGACCUCAGUCUGGAGACGGACACCGUCCGCGCCGCCAUCCAGCAGUUCAACUUCAUCCAGAUGAAACCGCCGGGUCCGCCGACGCUCCUAGCUGAGGAGUGUACCGCGGAAAACAACCGCCUGCGACUCCGGUGGCGGCCCCACCCCACCUCCCACCACGACGGCUUCAUCGUGCAGCUCAACGACGGCGUGGGGUUUCAGGAUGCCUACUGCGGGCGAGAGGCGCACUGUCUCAUCACCGGACUUCACUUCAACACACGCUACAAGUGCCGCGUGAAAGGCUACAACAGCACUGGUGACGGCCCGCCCAGCGACGCCGUCAGUUUGAGAACCACCGACG
Amphibalanus amphitrite is the source of this 1564-nucleotide messenger RNA. RefSeq names its product E3 ubiquitin-protein ligase TRIM9-like. NCBI's taxonomy places the organism in Eukaryota, Metazoa, Arthropoda, Thecostraca, Balanomorpha, Balanidae. The annotation marks the transcript as partial. Gene Ontology annotation, molecular function: zinc ion binding; protein binding. The record is from RefSeq and is a predicted model, not a curated record. The transcript is spliced from 7 exons.